GGCUAUGUUAUCACGUAUCCACGUGCCUCUGUCGCGUCCAGCGCGCAGGCGCCGCCGCGAGGCUGUACUCUGUUGUCACGUCACCUCAGUCCUCUGCCAACCGGCGACCAGUCGCGCGCGUCGCCCCGCGCAAACGUAAACAAAUAACGACUAUGACAUACACUUUAUGACGAAAAUAACAUAAUCGGUGUGUUUUGUUCCAAUUUUGAUGUCUAUAAUUUAAAGUGAACAUUUAAAAGUGUCUUUUUAGUGCCAUAAAGUGAUAGCGCUUGCAGUACAAAGUUUUUCUUAUCGCCUUCUCGCCUACAAUUAGUGAUAUAUAGUUAAUUAUUGCGAAAUUCUAAAUACAGCUUAAAGUGUAGAUGCGCUAGAAUAACUAGGUGUAAGUGAAGAAUACGUAUCCAGUAUUUAAGUUUAAGUGACAGUGUCUAAAUGUCGCUCAUUUGUAGAGAGCUCAGCGGCCCCCUGAUGUCGGAACCACUCGUCAGUCUGUACAAAUCUCCUGUAUCAGGGUGCGCCUUCCUGACUUACUUCAACCCGGAGAGCGCGUCGAGCGCGCAGUCAGCGCUUCAUGAGAAACGGACGCUACCAGGGGUAAGUUCCCAAUGCAGCGGCGUAAACAAAAACACAACCGGCCGAAUAACGAGUGAAAAUCUCUCACAUAAUGAGCCGUGGAACACAAGCCCCGCACAAAGAGAUGAGCCGACCUCUUCAUUAGACCUCCUUGAGCAAAAUACAGCAGUCUUUGUAAAAUAUUAACGCAUAUAAAGUUACACGCUGGUAGCUGAGAACUAGACGGGGUUUUAUGUUUUGAAUUUAA
Messenger RNA from Cydia strobilella, 820 nucleotides. RefSeq lists its product as uncharacterized. Bases 433 to 759 code for a protein of 108 amino acids. The record is from RefSeq and is a predicted model, not a curated record. Lineage: Eukaryota; Metazoa; Arthropoda; Insecta; Lepidoptera; Tortricidae. The transcript has 4 exons.